AUGCUAGUUUGCGUGCACUGUGGCUCCGCCGUCCCUACUUUGUACCACGAAAGCAGUAAGGAAAGUAUAUGUCUGGAGACCUGUGGUUCUUGUGGAGAAAUAGCAGAUAAAUAUGUUGAAUGGGACAUAUAUAUAACAGCCAUUGAUUUGUUUUUGUUGAAGGUUGCUGUGUUCAGACAUUUGAUUUACAAUCAGAAUGCAACGCCUUCGGACGGCGACAGUCGACAAUCAAAACGCCGACGCAUAUCACGCAUCUUACUUUUAUUCGCCUCAGCUGUGGUGUUGGAUGGCUAUCGAGUAAUGGUCACUUGUCGUUUCCUCACCAGAUCGCAAGAAUGGUGCGAUAAAGAUGUCCUGCUGCGUCAGCAGCACGCUUUAGAAAAAAGUGGAAACUUCUUUCAGAAUUAUCCGAUUCCGGAGUUCAUUACAGUAGCGCGUGAAGUGUCUGGAACUCAUAUCACGCCGUUUUCGGAAGUUGAUUCAACGACAAAUCUUCUGUAUAAUAUGGUCCAGUCUAUCUUGGCGUCGUCACAAAUCAAAAUUAUGGCAGCACGCGAAGAAAUGGGAAUGUGUCAUAAUUUUAAAGUGCGAAGCGUUGUCGACAGGUUUUUCAUACUGGCGCUCGACGAGCCCUCGUUGCUAGUGCUGGGUAACCUCACGUGUGUAAAAUUCGGAGAAUGGAGCACUCUCUUACUAUGCUUAGCAAAAUUAGCAGGUUAUUGUACAACCCUUCUAUUGAUACACAAGACACUCCGAAAAGGGAGAUGCAUGAACACCCGAACGGGUGCAUCUGUUGAGAUGCCAGCCACAGAGAAAAUGAAUGCUUCGUCUUCUGGUACAGAUGUGAUACUUGCAGUAUUAUUGUGUAUUCAUAUUAAGGCCCUGGUACUAAUGAUGAUUAUAUGGUACCCGAGACUCCCACUUUUGGGAGCAGUUGAAAUUUACGCAUACUUCAGCAAUGUACUGGCCCUAAACGCCGCUUGCAAUAUGACCAUGCGGGAGUCCGCGGCGUCGAUUGUAUCUGCGAUAGGUGUCAAGAUGAUAAUACACUAUAUGUGGCUGAAGGGCCGGUACUCGCUCUCGGUAUGA
Messenger RNA from Babesia sp. Xinjiang, 1089 nucleotides. It is a transcript of the gene arv1, whose product is annotated as Protein arv1 -like protein. The coding region runs from base 1 to 1089 and encodes 362 amino acids. The record is from RefSeq and is a predicted model, not a curated record. Gene Ontology annotation, cellular component: cortical endoplasmic reticulum; Golgi apparatus. Lineage: Eukaryota; Apicomplexa; Aconoidasida; Piroplasmida; Babesiidae. The transcript has a single exon. Gene Ontology annotation, biological process: sterol metabolic process; intracellular sterol transport; sphingolipid metabolic process.